This is a messenger RNA of Camellia sinensis, 1133 nucleotides long. RefSeq names its product ribosomal protein-like protein. NCBI's taxonomy places the organism in Eukaryota, Viridiplantae, Streptophyta, Magnoliopsida, Ericales, Theaceae. The record is from RefSeq and is a predicted model, not a curated record.
GGAGGGAGGGAGGGCAGGCGGAAGCGAUGGAGCCACCUCGAUCAUUGUCCAAGGACAAGGACAAGGACAAGGACAAGGAGACUAACUCCGAGUACCAGAAGAAGAGAAAGCUACCGACGGCGCAAGAGCUGAUAGCUUACUACGAGUCUCAAGGACUGGAGAGCAAAGAGGCUUCUGUCAAGGUCAUUGAAGACCUCCAGAAGGCUCUCUUCUUCAGGAUUACCAGCUCUUCCAGCUCCAGGGGGGUUAGCAAUAGUAGCGACCCCAACAAGAAGAUGGUGAUGGCGGAAACUAGUAGAAAGCAGCUGGAUGUGAUCAACGCCCGCCUCAUCAAUCUUGAAAUGAAGCUCGACUCCAAGCCCGGUUACCCACAAACCCUCGUCAUCGGUGUCGCCUCCGGGGCCACUCUUCGUGGUCUUGGCACCCUUUUCCCUCACGUUGCAGCUGCCUUCUCCCACAUCUGGAAUGCUGUUCGCUCCAUCACCACCAGAGUGAAGGAAUGACAAGGAGAAGAGUUGUUAACUUGCUUGCUGCAUGAACAAUCAAAACUAGUACUUGUACUAGUAGUAGUAGUACUAGUACUGACUACUUUUGAGCGCAUCUUCAAGAACUCAUCUAAUUUCAACCCACCAAACUUGUGUUCGUCUUUCUCAAGAUGCUUCAAUACUAUCCUGAAGAAGGCGACCUUGCAUGGCAGUGCUAUCCCUCCGGUGAAAUUGAACCCAUAUUCUUCUUCAGCCUUCUCUAAAAGGCAUUUGAAGAUGGGAAGGUUCAAGAACCGAGUUGGGAUUAAGAACCGCUCUCGUUCUGAUCCAACGUAGACAGCAAGGAAGCCCAGAGGGAUGUGAUUUUGAUGAGUAGAAGAAACAGCAGUGUCGGUACUAGUACUGGUACCAUUGUAGGAGUCUAAGAAGACGCCAUUGUCAUUGUUAUUAUUAGAGGAAGAAGAGAGUAGCUUCCCACUGCGCUUGAGGCUUAUGGACUUCCACCUCUUCAUCACUAGUUUUAGCUUUACUAUUUGCCUGAUCCUUUCCACCUUUUUCAUUGUAAUUGAAGCCAUGAAUACUCUAGAGAGAGAGAGAGAGGUCUAUGAUGAGGAGCCGGCCGCUUCUUGCUGCUUAUAUAUAUAUAUA